CCAAUGCCAGGAUAAUUGAAUUAGCUAGGACCCAAACAGCGGAGCAUGAUGUCGUCGGCCAAGGAGGCUGCGGAACCUGAAACCACAAAACUGAAGGUACUGGCGCUACAUGGCUACCGGCAGAACGCGGACAGCUUCCGCUCGAAGCUGGGCUCCUUUCGGAAGCAGGUCAGCAAAUACGUGGAGUUUGUGUUUCUCUCGGCACCACACAAAGCCGCACCGUUGGAAGCCGGCGGAGAGCAGGAUCCCGCACAAAAGAGCUGGUGGUUCAACAAAGACGACCACACGUUCAAAGGCACCAACCAAGGAGGCCCCGCGUACGGUUUCGACGAAAGCCUUCGGUUGGUGGAGAAAACGUGGCAGGCGGAAGGUUGCCACGGGUUGCUUGGAUUCUCGCAGGGUGCCUGCUUUGCCGGGUUGCUGUGCGAUUUAAGUGCACGAGGCAUGACCAAGGUGAAGCCUCAAUUUGCCAUUCUUGCGUCCGGCUUUCGUUCCGGCAGCUUGGUCCAUCUGAAUUACUAUGAGAACAAAAUUCAGCUUCCCUCACUACACCUCUACGGUGAGACGGAUGAUAUCAUUACGAAAGAUAUGAGCAUCGCCCUGUCGGACACAUUCCUGGAGCCGGAAAUAGUCACACACCCGGGCGGACACUACUUUCCCGCGCAGGCGAGCAUGAAGCAGAUCUACGUGGAUUUCUUCCGGGAUCAGCUGCAGCUGUACCUGGAAGCCAAAGAACUGGCCAAUGCCACCGAGGAGAACAUACUGCAGCUUGAACCACAGGCGGCGACAAGUGGUGCAUCGGAUGGAGAGCAACCGGACGAUUCGGAUUCGGAUUCCGAUUGACGGUCAAUCAUCAUCAUUUAACCAACCCGCGUACCGUAGCUCCGUACAAUUCUCCCGAAACUCAAAGGUUUUAUUUUCUCGCCAUUACUUAAUUAUGCAAAGCUGUAUGAAUAAAACUACCCAAGAUAGAAACAAGAAAAGAAAAGGAAACUCUGUUCGGGGUGGCGCACCGACACGCACACGGCGACGGUUGCUAUGUUAUGGACUGUAUGCUGUUGUUCUUCCCGGGUAUUUGAGAAGAAAUGGGACAGGGUUAAAGGUUUCUAAACAUGCUCACCGGUUUCAAUUCAACGUAUUUGCCAGAAGAAAAGAAAGAAUGAAAUGCUUCGGAGUGUAUUGGCAAUAGUGCUGGUCUUAAAUCGAGAAUUAGUAGCAAGAACCUAGAACCAUAAUCCAUUACAACCGGUUGUUUGUUUGGUGUGGCAGACAGUGUGGUUAAGUGUGGAACAUGCGUUUUUUUUGCGGGGGG
Anopheles aquasalis is the source of this 1312-nucleotide messenger RNA. Its product is annotated as esterase AGAP003155. Gene Ontology annotation, molecular function: hydrolase activity. Gene Ontology annotation, biological process: response to retinoic acid. Lineage: Eukaryota; Metazoa; Arthropoda; Insecta; Diptera; Culicidae. Gene Ontology annotation, cellular component: nucleus; cytoplasm. The record is from RefSeq and is a predicted model, not a curated record.